Molecule: messenger RNA, 4761 nt
Organism: Vanderwaltozyma polyspora DSM 70294
Lineage: Eukaryota; Fungi; Ascomycota; Saccharomycetes; Saccharomycetales; Saccharomycetaceae
Exons: 1
Coding region: 1-4761 (1586 amino acids)
Biological process (GO): flocculation
Source: RefSeq, a predicted model, not a curated record
AUGAAAUUAUUGAUUUUUUGUACUUUAUCGAUACUUUUCCAAUAUUUGACUUUAAUCAAAGCUGAUUCUACAACUUACAUUAGUACUUACUGGACAGGUACUUUCGCUACAACAUAUUCUACUUCUUUUUCAAAGACAACUAUUUUACUUAUACCAACAACUACCACAUAUUACUAUAUUUACACUCCAAGAGGAACUAUCUCUACUACUACCACAAACUUUAACUCUAUAACUCCAACUUUAACCACUGUUAUAUCAUUGACUACCACAGUUGGUAUAGAUGGCUAUCAGACAGAAGCAACGUAUACUGUAGUUUUUUACCCCAUAUAUUCGACAGCGUCUACUACAUCAGUAAGAUCGACAGUAACAAAUACUCAGCCCACGACCUUUUCUACAAUAACAUCAACCUAUACAGGAACAGAUGGUUCAAUUACGACAGAAAAAAUUUAUGAAGUAGCAAUACCUAAUAAUUUAUAUUUAUCUACUUCAAUAGAUGGAUGGACUGGUACGUACUCCACAACGUAUUCCACAAUAUUAACGGUAACCACAGGAACCGACGGGUCGACAACAACGGGAACGGUAUAUUAUGUUUAUACUAGUCGAAACUCAGGUAUAUCAGUUACCGUACCAUGGACAGGUAGUUAUACGACGUAUUAUUCAACUUCAGUCUCAUAUAGCACAACUGUCAUUCUCUUGAUCACAACAAUUAAUACAAGAACAUAUUAUUUUAUCAAUAUUCCAGAGUAUUUCUCUACUAUCACGACUACCGUAGGUGCUUCAGUAGCUUCAACUUACACGGCAAGUACUCUAUUUACCACCUUUACAGAUAUUAAUGGGAAUGUUACAACCGAGACAAUAUAUGUUAUUUAUACUCCCACUUAUAGAACAACUUCAACAAUCACAACUAGAAGCAACAUGGUAGGAACGUUGUCUUCGACGUAUUCUACAUUGGUUACGACAAUUACAGAUACUCUUGGGAACCAAACAACUGAAACAAUUUACUUUGUAGCCAUACCAGAUGCAUUGUUUAUGACUACAACUACAGCACCAUGGACUGGAGCAUAUACGUUAACUUAUUCUAAUAGUUUAACUACAACAACUGAUACUGCUGGAUUUCAAACAACUAUUACAGUCUACUAUGUUGAAACUCCAUUGCCUUGGGGUUGGUAUAUUACUACACAAUGGACAGGAACAUAUUCAACUUAUUAUCAAAGUGGAGUUACUCUAGCGUUUGGAUUUUUAGGAAAUCUUUGGGGUUUAUGGUUAUUCCCAUUAUACUACUUAGAAACGCCCACUAGGAACAUCUCUUUUACAAGUACAACUCAUCGUUGGACCUUGGCAACAACAUCUACAUCAAUCUCACAUGCUACAUUUAUUGGAAGUGAUGGACAACAAACAACAGAAACAAUUUAUUUUGUAUAUACACCUGCUCCAACCACAACCACUACUGUAUUUUCACAAGGGACUUUUUCUGGUUCAAUUUUGGUUACUUAUUCUACGCAGACUAUUACUACAGGAGCGGCUGAUAAUCUUAUUUAUGAAGUGAUUUAUUAUGUAGAAUUACCCUAUGCAUAUGUACCGACAAAUUCUUCUUUCACUGUUAGUACAACUUCAUUUGUUCCAUGGACUGGGAUUUUUUCCACAACAAUUUCUACAAGUAAAUAUACGACAUUGGAUGAAAUAAGUAGUACUUUAGGUAAUUGGGUCAUGGAAGUUGUCAUAGUAUAUACACCAAUUAUAAAUUCACAAAGCUCGUCCUUUACCUACUGGACAGAUUCUACUACUAGUACUUUUUCAACACUAAUUUUUAUUACAACAGAUAAAAUGGGAAUUGAAACUACUGAGACGUUAUAUUUUAUUUAUACACCCACAAUGGUGAUAUAUUCAACUAGAUAUUAUCCAUUAUCAGGAAUGGGUAGUACGACAACUAUUUCAACCGAAGUGACGACAUUUACUGGAAUAAAUGGGUGGGAAACCACAAAAACGAUAUAUGAUAUUGCAGUUCCGACCAAUGGUGGGCAAACCACGAUCUUCACGUCAUGGACAGGUACUUUUAUUUCCAUGUAUUCUACAUCAGUAUCGAUUGGUGUCUUGACAACAGUCACAUAUUACUACAUUGAAACGCCUGUAAACACAGGGACCAUAUCAUAUAUAGCAUGGUACGGUACUUAUACUUCUACUUUAUUCACAAUAACUUCCACUAGUUAUGGAUACUCAAGCACAUUUCUAGGUGCUUGGACAAUUUCUAUAUAUAUUGUUGAAACCCCUACCUUUUCUACAACCAUUUCAACACUAACUCCAUGGCUACUUUCUAUCACUUCAACAUACCUGACAAUAUUUAUUACAUUUACAGGAACCGAUGGAAAUGUUACGACAGAAAAAAUAUAUUAUAUCUAUACACCAUAUAGAGCAACAACGACAACGACGAUAUUAUCUUGGACAGGGUCCUAUACAACAACAGUAUCAACUACAACUCAAAUAUUUACCGGCCCUGAUGGUAACGAAACAACUAUAACUACUUAUAUAAUCGCAACCCCAACAUUACCAUCUGCAUCCUCGUUGCCCUCCCCAUACACUACCACUGUAACUAGUGGCACGCUGACCGAAACCGAUGUGGUUUCGUUCUACACCACUACAGAUUCUCUCGGAAACGUAGUCACGACGUCCACAACGUAUGUUGUUUCUGCAUCCUCGUUGCCCUCCCCAUACACUACCACUGUAACUAGUGGCACGCUGACCGAAACCGAUGUGGUUUCGUUCUACACCACUACAGAUUCUCUCGGAAACGUAGUCACGACGUCCACAACGUAUGUUGUUUCUGCAUCCUCGUUGCCCUCCCCAUACACUACCACUGUAACUAGUGGCACGCUGACCGAAACCGAUGUGGUUUCGUUCUACACCACUACAGAUUCUCUCGGAAACGUAGUCACGACGUCCACAACGUAUGUUGUUUCUGCAUCCUCGUUGCCCUCCCCAUACACUACCACUGUAACUAGUGGCACGCUGACCGAAACCGAUGUGGUUUCGUUCUACACCACUACAGAUUCUCUCGGAAACGUAGUCACGACGUCCACAACGUAUGUUGUUUCUGCAUCCUCGUUGCCCUCCCCAUACACUACCACUGUAACUAGUGGCACGCUGACCGAAACCGAUGUGGUUUCGUUCUACACCACUACAGAUUCUCUCGGAAACGUAGUCACGACGUCCACAACGUAUGUUGUUUCUGCAUCCUCGUUGCCCUCCCCAUACACUACCACUGUAACUAGUGGCACGCUGACCGAAACCGAUGUGGUUUCGUUCUACACCACUACAGAUUCUCUCGGAAACGUAGUCACGACGUCCACAACGUAUGUUGUUUCUGCAUCCUCGUUGCCCUCCCCAUACACUACCACUGUAACUAGUGGCACGCUGACCGAAACCGAUGUGGUUUCGUUCUACACCACUACAGAUUCUCUCGGAAACGUAGUCACGACGUCCACAACGUAUGUUGUUUCUGCAUCCUCGUUGCCCUCCCCAUACACUACCACUGUAACUAGUGGCACGCUGACCGAAACCGAUGUGAUUUCGUUCUACACCACUACAGAUUCUCUCGGAAACGUAGUCACGACGUCCACAACGUAUGUUGUUUCUGCAUCCUCGUUGCCCUCCCCAUACACUACCACUGUAACUAGUGGCACGCUGACCGAAACCGAUGUGGUUUCGUUCUACACCACUACAGAUUCUCUCGGAAACGUAGUCACGACGUCCACAACGUAUGUUGUUUCUGCAUCCUCGUUGCCCUCCCCAUACACUACCACUGUAACUAGUGGCACGCUGACCGAAACCGAUGUGGUUUCGUUCUACACCACUACAGAUUCUCUCGGAAACGUAGUCACGACGUCCACAACGUAUGUUGUUUCUGCAUCCUCGUUGCCCUCCCCAUACACUACCACUGUAACUAGUGGCACGCUGACCGAAACCGAUGUGAUUUCGUUCUACACCACUACAGAUUCUCUCGGAAACGUAGUCACGACGUCCACAACGUAUGUUGUUUCUGCAUCCUCGUUGCCCUCCCCAUACACUACCACUGUAACUAGUGGCACGCUGACCGAAACCGAUGUGGUUUCGUUCUACACCACUACAGAUUCUCUCGGAAACGUAGUCACGACGUCCACAACGUAUGUUGUUUCUGCAUCCUCGUUGCCCUCCCCAUACACUACCACUGUAACUAGUGGCACGCUGACCGAAACCGAUGUGGUUUCGUUCUACACCACUACAGAUUCUCUCGGAAACGUAGUCACGACGUCCACAACGUAUGUUGUUUCUGCUUCCUCACCUUCAUCUGCCGUCUCUACAGCUACAGCAACUACCACUACUACUGCUGCUGCUACUAAUACUACAACUAAUACUACAACAACAACUACAACUACAACUACAACUGCUACCACUUCUAUUUCCAUUUCCUCAAUUGUUUCCGAUUCUCCCACGACGACCACUACUACUACUACAGUAGUUUCUCCUACAAUAUCUAUUUCACCAACAACUACUACCACUACCACUACAACAAUAAGUACGACUACUACCAGCAGUACUACCACAGCUCUUUCUACUACUUCUGUUAUUACAACUACUACGACAACAGCCACCACCUUGAGCUUAAGCACUACGACAGUUACAUCUACUACUACAACGGGUUCUCAAAACUUUGCAGUGCCUUUAUCCCAAGCGAGAAAUUCUUUACAGGCACUCAUUCCUUUAAUUUUUAUUAGUUUCUUUGUAUAA